Molecule: messenger RNA, 717 nt
Organism: Entrophospora candida
Lineage: Eukaryota; Fungi; Glomeromycota; Glomeromycetes; Entrophosporales; Entrophosporaceae
Source: the annotation of a GenBank genome assembly
GAAGGAUGUAAAGUUAUGGCCAAAUUAAUCAACCCUAAAUUUAAUGCAAAUACAAGUAAUGCUGAUGCAAAUAAUAAAGCGACAAGUAGUUCAACAACCACUACACAUCAGAAAGCCACCACUGAUAGUACUGCUAGUAGUAGCCUAGCAACAGAUCAACAAAACCAACAAAAUUCACAUCCUCACAAUCAUACAACAGAACAAAAAAAACAGCAAACUGAUUAUAACAAUGAUCCAGAACAGAUUCAACAAGAGCAACAAAAAGGAUUUAAAGGUCAAGCUAAAAAAGACAUGCAGAAAGUUGAAGGUUAUGUAGCUGAAAAAGAGGGUGAAGGAAUCGACGAAGAAAAACAAAAUGAAUUAGAGAAAAUAACAGUUUCUAAAGAAGAUAUUGAAUUCAUUAUUAAUGAAAUGGAAGUAACGAGAUCUGUAGCUGAUAAAUAUUUGAGAGAAAAUAAAGGUGAUGUAGUGGAAGCUUUAAGGGCUUUGUCUAGUCAAAGAAAAUCAAAAAGAAAAUUUCAAGAUCGUGCUAGCUUUGGUGCCGUGUUUAAAAUAUAUGGUAACGGUGUUGCCAUUAUCCAAGUUUUAUUGGUGGAAAAAGUUAAACUUAUAGAUGUCAAAGUACUUGGUUCUCAGAGAAGAUAUGCAAUCACAGUGGCUGGAACUGAAUAUCAAGCAAUCCAUCCGCCUGCUCUUUUCUCAGAUCUCGGACCUUGA